Molecule: messenger RNA, 2484 nt
Organism: Triticum turgidum subsp. durum (durum wheat)
Lineage: Eukaryota; Viridiplantae; Streptophyta; Magnoliopsida; Poales; Poaceae
Source: the annotation of a GenBank genome assembly
AUGCCCGACCUAAAGAUCCGUGCCCACCGAUCGACCUUAAAAGCACGGCCUCCGUUAGGGUUUGGAGAGAUGCAGCAGUGCCACGGAAAGGACAAGGCGGCUACCAGCGCGAUGCCGAACCACUCAAAGGGCACGGCAGCUGCGAGCGCGAUGCCGUACCACGUCAAGGACAAGGCGGCUACGAUCGCCAUGCAGCCGAAGCAGGUCUUUGCAGACGAGAACAUCGUGCAGGAGCCCUUAGCACAUCCUGAUCGAAUCCGACAAAGGGGGUUGAACAGGUUGCCGUCGCUUCGUGGAAAGGAGAUGGCAGACACACGCUCAAGCUCUCUGUUGUCACGGAAGCACCUUGGAAAGGAGAGAUCGCCGUCGCUGUCGCACAAGCUAAAGGAGAAGGUGGAUACAGGCUUGAUUCCACACAUGCAUAAUGCAAAGGUGAAGAUGUGCCCCUCUGAUCAGUUCCGCCAUCAUAUACAGGGUAUCCAGCGGCCUGUCAAGACUGAAUCACGUCUUGCCAGAGAGAUGUCUCAGAAGCGAAGGGAGAAGGUGGAUACAGGUCCGGUUCCACGGAAGCAUGGUGCAAUGGAGAAGACGUGCGUUUCUGAUCAGGAUAUGUGGCCUUUCAAGACUGAAGCAUGUCUUGCCGGAGAGAUGUCUCAGAAACGAAUGGAGAAGGUGGAUACAGGCUCGAAUCCACAGAAGCAUCAUGCAAUGGAGAAGACGUGCACUUCUGAUCAGGAUAUGUGGCCUUUCAAGACUGAAGCAUGUCUUGCCGGAGAGAUGUCUCAGAAGCGAAUGGAGAAGGUGGAUACAGGCUCGAAUCCGCAGAAGCAUAAUGCAAAGGAGAAGAAUCAGGAUAUGUGGCCUUUCAAGACUGAAGCAUGUCUUGCCAGAGAGAUGUCUCAGAGGCGAAUGGAGAAGGUGGAUACAGGCUCGAAUCAACAGAAGCAUAGUGCAGAGAAGAAGACGUGCCCCCCUGAUCAGCUCUGCCCACAUACACAUGGUAUCCAGCGAAAAGAGCGUCUUUCUGUAGAGAAGAAGCACACAAAAAGCAAUACAUCUUUUCCAGCGAAAAGAACAUCUCCACAACUCAGAACAAGAACAAGUUACCGCUGUUCCGAUGCGGGUACCGGUCGUCCCAUCGAUGCUCAUGACCAUGGCAACACUGGUGCUAUCCAGGAACAGAAACAAGUAUAUGCCGCAACACAGGUAGAUGAAGAUGUGGGCGACAUAAUCCAGAAGCUGAACGAACUGGGCUUGGGAGAGGACAUCGAGUUUGAGGAAUACUAUGGAUACUUGCAGCAGCUGCCUCCCGACCCCCGUGUUGAUACCUACACUGAAUUGAACCUUGAGGAUUACUUUAACAUGGACCUCCGCCAUGCGGUGUAUCGCAUCAGAUCCUACAAGUUGUUAAAAAAGGAGUCCAAUAAUGAGUUGUGCUGUGAUGAACUGAAAGAGUGCCCUAUGGAGCUUCUUGACAGAGAAGAAUUUCCUACAGAUUUCCUUGUGAAGAUGCGAUAUUUUAGCUUCUUCGACAAUGACGGCAUAUUAGACUGGUUCUUCGACCCUGAUCUCUGCAAGCUUGCUUGCGUGAAUGACUACCAGCGUCUAGUCCCUCGGAAGCAUAGUGCUUAUGAGUACGCUGGUUGGGUUGUGUACCGCGGUUACCUCCAUAGCUACGAGAUGCAACAUGAAUACAUCGAGUACUUCGAAACAUUAUUAAGGGAACUUAAGUGGUUGAAAGAUUGUCUACCGAGCAAGUUUUCACCUCUUACUGUAGGCAAGAUACGCACCAGAGGAAUUUAUCAAGCAACUAAGAUCGCCACUCGCUUUUCCAAGAUCACAACUCAUUUAGCUCGUAUUGGCUUCCGUGAUUGUUUUAACUACAUGAGCAUUGAGGCUACUUGGUGUAACGGGUCCGAUGGUCUCUAUUUCGAGAUUUGGAAGCGGGUCACUCAACAGAAGGAGAGUUUCAGAGAUAGCUUGAAGGAAGUCUAUAAGCUGAACAAGUGUCCAUCACUACAAGAUAGCAUAAAAUAUGCCAUGGAGCAUGACUGUUCCAUGAUGGAAACGGCGUUUCUUCGUUGCACGGUAGGGGCAGGCAUUACAAAGGAAGUACCAGAGGAUAAAGCUCAGGAGUUGAUUGCAGAGGCAGUUGAAAAGCUGAGGAUAAAACCCAAAUUCUAUGAUGGGUAUAUCAGAAAGAAGAUCGACAUUGCCAAAGCUAUAGGAAUGAUUACUGAGGAUAGUUCCACAGAUACUUUGAAGGACGAUUAUAAGCUGAACAAGUGUCCGUCAUUCCAACAUAGCAUAAAAUAUGCCUUAGAGGAGGACUGUUCUGUGAGGGAAUGGAUGGUAUCAGAGGAUAAAGCUCAGGAGUUGAUUGCAGAGGCAGUUAAAAAGCCGAGGAUAAAACCCGAAUUCUGUGAUGAUAUCAGUGAGAAGAUAGAAAUUGCCAAACCUGUCGGAACGAUCACUGUGGAAUGA